Molecule: messenger RNA, 3190 nt
Organism: Chlamydomonas reinhardtii
Lineage: Eukaryota; Viridiplantae; Chlorophyta; Chlorophyceae; Chlamydomonadales; Chlamydomonadaceae
Exons: 1
Coding region: 79-369 (96 amino acids)
Source: RefSeq, a predicted model, not a curated record
CUCCCCGGCGAAACGCAACGUGCGCUGCGGCGAGUCGCGCGGCUGCCCAUGCCGCUGACACCCUUCCUUUGAAGGGUGAUGCUUUCGUACGUCGUGUCGGACGUCACGUGGCGCAAGUGGAUCCUGAAUUUGGUGCUUGGCCGUGUGUUCCUUUUGCUUGUCGCGAACACAAAGCUCGUGACAAUUGCGUUCUCAUCGUCACGUAGCGAUUGGGCUUCCGAUCCAGUUUUUACGAGGGGACGAACUCUCUUCCUCGGCUUGGGCUUGCGCCUUGCGUGCCGUGAUGAGCUCUGUGAUGUGAGAGGCAGCCUGCCUUAUGCAGAUAAGGAAAGGGGCCAUGUCGGCACUUCGGUGUUAUUAUUACGCUGAUGCUAAGGUUGAGAAGAGGCGCGGCAGCAUUGAGCAGCUCCAACUGCUUGGGGGAGGAGAACGAGCUCGGAUGCGUGGGGGAGGCAGGGACCACGGGAGUGGCAUGCUUAAUUGAAACGAUUCGAGCCCGGUGACUGUGGAACAGCGAAUGGAUGUGGAUGUUUUGCCCCCGGAACUGUGUGCGCACAUCUGCGAAUUGUUUGUCUGCGGCUUGGCGCUUGGGUUGCUUUUUUAGGCGCUUCGCAGAGGCAGUACUUUGGCGUAGGCACUCGCUCAUUUAUAGAACUGAACCCGGAAUGAGGACUCUUAAAACUCCAGCCCACGGCGCCGGCGGCAUGCUUCAAUGCGCAUGGCAUGCAACGGGGCAACCCCAUGCAAUGUCGGCGUGCCCAGUACGGUAGUUGCUGACGGGGCCAACGCGCCCAUUUUACUUCGCGCGUCGGCAUGAUGGGGUUCACAUUGCAUUUGCGUAUGAGAAGACGGGGGAGGGGGCAGGUUUGGUUUACAGGCAUGCCGCAUGCACGUGCUCCCGUGUGGGUGUGCAUCUGCAUCCCUGGCCGCGCUCGCGAAUGAAGUAGUCUGGUGGGUUGCGGUGGGAGCGUGUCUGCGUGCCAUGCACACCGUGGAUGAUUUGCGUGAUUACACUCACAUCUGGCGCGGCAACUCCGCGGCGUGUCGUGUUGCGGUGACUCGGUUGCCGGGCCUUGGAGCACAUGUCGCAACAGAAGGUGUGUGUGUGUGUGUGUGUGUGUGUGUGUGUGUGUGUAAUGUCUGGAGGACGGCUGCGCAGGCAUGCGACGGCGAGGGAAGGUGUGGCUGGUGGAACGGAUGUGCCCUGUGUCGCUGCGAGCACGGGCACCCAGGUGGAGGUGAGAUGAGACGCGGUCGAGCACUGGGCGGCGGGGCCCCCACCCUUGUUGCGCGGGUACAGAACACAUGCCCCUAAGCUUUAACUGCACACGCGACAAUGCGAAGGCGAUGUAUAUGUGACGCUGACACGCCAUUCUGCGGGCAUUGCAUUUCACCGGCAGAGCAGGAUUUAGCCCCGGCCCAUUCGACCGGGUUGAGGGGAUGGUGUCAUGGUUGGAUCGUGUCGUGCCGUGCGAUGUCGUGCCGUGCGAUGAGGCUGUUGCCCGGCCUACAAGGGCAAGCCCGGCCUUGCCCGGCGCUGCUCUUUCGUUACUCCCGUACUCGUACCGAACCAACACAGGACAGACUAUAUGCUGUAACGAACUCUGGUGGAGUGGCCAUUCACUGGGGUCCGGGAAGCGUUCUCUCUCUGUAGUUCGGUGGGCGUCAUCGGAGGGCAAGCCAAGUCUAGGCGCUUACAAGCGCAUAGCAAUGUCACUCUACGGUCCAGGCCCAGGCGUCGCUUCUCACACUGCAUGUCUUGGACGGCGCUUUAGGCGACGCGAGGACAGAGCUGCCCGCCCGCAGCAGGGUGUGUUACCAACACAGGACAGACUAUAUGCUGUAACGAACUCUGGUGGAGUGGCCAUUCACUGGGGUCCGGGAAGCAUUCUCUCUCUGUAGUUCGGUGGGCGUCAUCGGAGGGCAAGCCAAGUCUAGGCGCUUACAAGCGCAUAGCAACGUCACUCUACGGUCCAGGCCCAGGCGUCGCUUCUCACACUGCAUGUCUUGGACGGCGCUUUAGGCGACGCGAGGACAGAGCUGCCCGCCCGCAGCAGGGUGUGUUACGCGGCUCCCUUGCUCGCCAGACCAAGUAACGAAAGAGCAGCCCUGCAGUCGUGGAAGCGCGCUUGGAGGCUCGCGACGAGCCGCCAUGGACUUUUGGCUCGCGAGUUUGGUGCGACGAAUAGUCGCGCCGAUCAUUUCCAGCACUCUGUUGUCAUUUGCCAUAGCCGCUUAGGGCCGCAGUGUGAGCGGAACAGUAGGCAAGGCGCACUGUGCCCGCAGCCGGCCCAGGGACUCGCUACGCACGAAAAGCAGUCCGCAGUGUUAUCGCCGUUAGUUCUUGCCGCGCUUAACCAUCAUGCUGUUGCAGUAGGCCUGCGAAGGAGUGGUGCAGAGGUCUGGAGAUGCCCCACGGGGUGACUGCUCUCGCGUCGGAUUUGCAAGUCGGAGUUCAGGUCUUGCACAUUGGUGACAGGUUCACGGUGGAGGCAUGUGGUAGUGCUGAAGCUGCGGACAAAGCUGGGGGGACCGCACACCCGCGGUCGUGUGUGCCCCGCAGUUGGUUGCCAGAGGCUUGAGUCGUGUUCAGGCAUGCCUUUGAGACCAGCUCUACGCCAGCUACUCUCCUGGACACUGAUGCAUACGGUGUGGGGCUUUUGGGCAUGUUUGAGUCCCAUUCGCUAUGGCCUUGAGGAGAGGCGGUCACACUACAGUUACCAACCUCCAGACUCAAGUUUUCGUCUGAUCGUUUGUGGGGGGAAGUGGUGUGCCCGGUGACGAGCUAGGCACAAACCGGCAGAUGGUCGUGACAACUGCGCCCCUGUGACUGGUCCCGUGUGCCAAGGGUAUGAGGCGUCUGCUGGAGGGCUUCGCGUCACGAGCCGGCAACACAUAAAAGCCAGGGUGACAGGCGGUAGCCGGCGGCGCGGUUUAGACGUCACGUGUCGAAGGGGCGCGGCCGCGCGCAGCUGCAGUUUCGCACUUGGCAUGCACAUCGGUGGUCAGAGGACGGUGCGGCAAUGAGAGCGCGCAGUCUGUGGAAUUUAGACAGUACGAUGUCCGGGAGGUGUGCUCCGGAAGCGCGCGUGUGAGAAAGGGACCACAAAACGGAAUUGCUACGAAAUGGAUGAGAGGAGAGACUGGGGAGCCGGUCAAAAGGCCGCGAAGCGUGUAAGGCCGCUACAUG